This is a messenger RNA of Aethina tumida (small hive beetle), 3777 nucleotides long. RefSeq names its product transcription factor CP2-like protein 1 (gene gem). The transcript is spliced from 10 exons. Bases 146 to 2215 code for a protein of 689 amino acids. Lineage: Eukaryota; Metazoa; Arthropoda; Insecta; Coleoptera; Nitidulidae. Gene Ontology annotation, molecular function: RNA polymerase II cis-regulatory region sequence-specific DNA binding; DNA-binding transcription activator activity, RNA polymerase II-specific. The record is from RefSeq and is a predicted model, not a curated record. Gene Ontology annotation, cellular component: nucleus. Gene Ontology annotation, biological process: regulation of transcription by RNA polymerase II.
AUCCGGCAAUUUGGUAGCAAAAUAUAAUAUUAACGCAAAAAAAUAGUAGAGGCCUUAGAUGUACGAUUAUAGUUUUUUGGUUGGAGCCUUCAUGCAUUAUUUGAGGGUCGAACGCUAGUUUUUAAUUCGCCACCCGUGUUUUAUUAUGGCGUAUCAAUUGUACGAAAACACAGACAUUUUAUUGUUAAAUGAGAACUCCCCAAAUUCAAAAAGUUCCUGGAACAUCACGUCCGACAACAGCAUGGAGGCAAACGACGAGAUCUUUGGUUGGAACACGCUGAAAAUAGACGAAGAGAAGUACUUCAACGAUCGGACGUCACGUAAACGCAAGCUCACGGACGAGGAGGAACACAAAAUUAAAUCCACCAGCUACAAAAUUAAUAAAGACCCUUUAUCCCUCGACGAAAAACCGAACCACAUGACGAAGAAGGCUUUAUUACAGAAGGGUACCACGAGGACGGCCCAUUGGCCAGUUGACGAAUACAACGAACUAAAUGGAGACAUCGACAGUCCCCUCAGCCUCGGAUCGGAGCUGGCCAACAACUCCUAUAGCGACGCCAUUCUCCAGAUCAACAGCAUGACGGUGUUCAAGCAGGAGGCGCCGUCGCCCGGGUCCACCAACGAGAUCACCAAUCUGCAAACGGUCCGCGAGAAUCGUCAAAGUCCCACGUCGACGCAACACCACCAGCCGCAGCAGAACCAACAGAACGGCACCAUGGUAGCAGCCACCGGUUGUGGCGGUAUGGAUGACAACAACAGCCAGACCAUGUUCAACAACACCAUCAACCAGCUGCUCAGUCAAAGUGGAUUAGUCAACUUACAGAAUGUGAUGGACGGUAAUAAUUUAUCCUCGCCAACGUCCCAGGACAACUACAACGUCUCGUCCACCAACUACAGUUUAAUCGAAGACUACAGGUUUCAAUAUGUACUCGCCGCUGCAACGAGCAUCGCGACAAAGCAAAACGAAGAUACUUUAACGUACCUUAAUCAGGGCCAGAGUUACGAGAUAAAAGUGAAAAAGCUUGGCGACCUUUCUAUGUACAGAGGAAAAAUUCUGAGGUCGGUGAUACGCAUAUGCUUCCACGAACGUAGGCUACAAUAUAUGGAGAAGGAACAGAUGACGCUGUGGCAAAAAGCCCGACCUGGAGACAGGAUUUUGGAGGUAGACGUACCUCUUUCGUACGGAGCUUUCGACAUCGUGCAACCUUCAAAUGCUCUGAAUAUAAUCCACUUCUCUUGGGAUCCCACUAAGGAGGUCGGAGUGUACAUUAAAGUAAACUGCAUCAGCACAGAAUUCACGCCAAAGAAGCACGGAGGAGAGAAAGGUGUGCCGUUCCGUAUUCAGGUCGAAACAUAUCAAAGCAUGGACUGUUUGGAAAGUUCGAAGCGGCUACAUGCGGCAGCUUGUCAAAUCAAGGUGUUCAAGCUGAAGGGCGCGGAUAGAAAGCACAAACAAGAUCGCGAAAAGAUACUCAAACGGCCGGUAUCUGAACAGGAAAAGUAUCAGCCGAGCUACGAUUGUACCGUUCUAAAUGAUAUACCAGAUGAGGCAGUCUUAACUUCCGCACCCAUCGCUCCCAUUGCCACCUCCAAAAGUGUUCCUCCAGAUGCAAAUUUGGCCCCAAACAGAAUCGUUCCGAAAAUCGACAAUGCCAUCGCCCAACAGGCUUCGAUUCCCUCUCCGUUGGAAAUGGACAUCUGCGUACCGGAGAAAAAAGUCGAAUUCGAAAAGAUCAACGAACAACUAACGCCGUCCUCGUCGACGGAUCAGACCAUCGCGUGGCUGACUAGAAACCGUUUCGAAAAGUAUUUGCAAACGUUCUGCAGUUUCUGUGGAACCGACAUGCUUCGUAUGUCAAGGGAAGACCUGAUACAGAUUUGCGGACAUGCCGAUGGUAUAAGACUCUACAAUUCGUUGCAUAUGGAAUCUAUCGCGCCAAAAUUGAAGAUAUACGUCUGUCGCGAAAAAUCUUCAGUCUUCAACGCCGUGUUCCUCACCUCGUACAACAAUGUGGAACUGGUCCAAAAGCUCUCGGCAAUUUAUGGUCUGGCCCCGGACCAGAUCAAAGAUAUUUAUAUCGAGGGUCCAAAGGCCAUCCACAUUCACUUGAGCAACGACGUGCUCAGCCAUUUAGAAGAAGAGACGAUGUUCAUGCUGGAGGUGAUACAAGAAAGUGACAGUUGUAUUCUUCUGCUUAAGCGCAUUCGCCAAUAAUACAGAUAUUUAUAUACAUAUAUUUUUUAGUGAUGACAGUUUGUACUAUUUUAAAGUAAAGUGUUCUUUAAAUAAUGUGUAAACUUGUGUCUUAUGGAGCCUUGUAUUUUUAUAUAAAUGGUUUACGAAGUUCUAAAUAUGUAUAUUUUAAAUAUAUUUUGUUACAAGAUAUUUAUAUCAAUGAAAUCUAGUAAGUAGAUGCGUGAGUUACGGGGAGUUUUUAACUAGCAAACACUAAAGAGUUUCACUUUUAAUUCUUUUGCGAAUUAAAGGUGAAGCAGUUUUCGUAUGUAAUACAUCGUACGCACCGGAAGGGUCGAUAUUUCCUAAUGCCUCCAUCAGAAUUUUCUUAGGCUGUGGGAAACAAAGACCUUUUGCAGUACAGUUAUUUAUAAGUAAACACAAUUAUUAUUUUAUUAAUAAGUAAAUGUUGACGCAACAGAAGCUAGAGAAAAAUACGUACUAAUAAGUGAUAUUUUUAUCAACGCAACAAAAAAACGCGUUGACCUACACAUGAUAUUUUAACAAUUAAUUAUCGAAUGUUUACAAUAUAGUAUUAUAAAUUUUAAUAAAUUUUAGUAUAUAUUUUAUGCUUAGAACAAUAAGUUUGUAUAUUUUUUAGAUGAAUUUAAGGGUGCAUAAAUAUGUUUAUCUCUUGUAUCACCAUAUACAUGUAUAAUUACCUGCGAUUAUGAAAAGCUGCAUAGUUUAGAAUAUUGUUUACAAUUACCUCAUAUAUGUUUAUUAAGCUUUGUCAAUAAUGUUAGGUAUGUAGAGUUUAGUAGAGCGUGCAAGUCCAAAAUUAUUUUUAAAUAUGAAACUUGCCAUUUCGUUGAUAGUAAUUCUCAUUUGGCACGUCGCUUUUAAGUUGCAGCUAUAAACGCUAUUAUGCUUUAAGUAAAUAACAGCAAUGUAAUGUGCAAUGCAUUAGAAUUAAUUAACUUUACUUAAAAUGUACUGAUUUAGAAAAUUGUUUUCUUUAAAUAGGUGUUUUAGUUAAUUUUUGUCUUUAUUUAGACACUUUAUUUUUUAUUGAAUUGAAACCCAGGUUAAAUAAUUACUAUCCCAUAAAUUUAUAGAAACACAUAUUUAAAAAACUAUAUUUCCCAAGUCAAUGUAUGUAUAGAUUAUGUUAAAGUUAUAUUACAGAUCAUUAAUUUUGUUUUAAAAAUACUAUAUGCAUUUCUGUGUUAUAAGCUAAAGUACAAAUAAUUUCAGUAAUGAAUUGGUUAGUCAAGAAUUUUUUUUGAAAAAAUCAUCGAAUUGUUUUAACUUUCUUGACGGUCUAAUUCAAUUAUUAGAACUAUCAGGAAUCUUAGUUAUAUGUUUAUUAUUGUUUAUUGAAUUUAGAUAUAAUAAAUUGUUGCAUGUUGAACAUAUCAUAUUAUAAGCGAUAGUUAAUGUUAUAUUAUUGGUAUUACUAAAUGUAAUUUAGAAUACUAACCCAAAUGAUCAGGUACAAAUAGUUUUAUGAUUUUAUGUGAAUGGUUUCUAGGAAGCCAUUUUUGUGCCUUUAUAAUACAUUAAAUGUGCCAUAUUAACAAUAUAUAUACAUAUAUAUA